UCAAACUUCAAACGUUGCUUGUCUGACUAGUACAUUGUAAAUCAGCAUCUAGAAGAUAACACAUUCCCCCUACCAGUCCUGCACAACUUAUUUCACUACUGCCCAAAAGCUUCAAUCUUUAUUCUCCAGUCUUCAUCAUCAUGCUACCCAGAAGCAAAAGCCGCUUGCUUUUUAUAUUGCUCACUUUGUUAACCUGCUUAUUCAGCUUGUUGAGAUUUGCCGAGUCUGAAGUUCCCCAAGAUGAAAUUGAUGCUCUGGAAGAAAUUACUCGUACACUGGGUGCUAAGUAUUGGAAGUUCAAUGGUGGUUCUUGCCAAAUUGAAAUGGUUGGGGUAACGACGGAACCGCCAAAGGAUGCUGAGAGUAGCAUUGAAUGUGAAGGCAACAGCACUGUCCAUCACGUCGUAAAGCUGGUCCUCAAGAGGUUUAGUCUACCUGGCACGCUUCCACCUCAACUGGUGAAACUACAUUACCUUAGAGAAGUUGAUUUGGUUUACAAUUAUCUUAGUGGUACAAUACCAGCAGAAUGGGGUUCAAUGCAGUUAACUUCAAUCUCUCUUGUUGUAAAUCGCUUAUCAGGGGAGAUUCCAGUGGAGCUGGCAAAUAUUACCACUCUCAGAUAUCUGAGUCUUGAAGCAAAUCAAUUCUCUGGAGUUGUUCCUCCUCAGCUUGGGAGUUUAAUCAACUUGGAAAGUCUGAUAUUGUCCUCCAAUUAUUUGACUGGAAACAUACCAAAGACAUUCGCUGGGCUAAGAAAUCUAACAGACUUUAGGAUAAAUGAUAACAACUUCAAUGGGACUAUACCUGAUUUUAUACAGAAUUGGAAACAACUCAAUAGAUUAGAAAUACAUGGGAGUGGGCUUCGUGGACCUAUCCCGUCAAACAUAUCUCUCCUGAGUAAUUUAGAACAGUUGAGGAUUAGUGAUAUAAAUGGAACAGAGCAGGAUUUUCCUAUGUUGAAAAACAAGACUGGCCUAGUCAAAUUGAUACUGAGAAACUGUAACAUUUCUGGAGAGAUCCCUCCUUACCUAUGGACACUGCAGAAACUGGAAAUGCUGGAUCUGAGUUUUAACAAGUUGAUAGGAGAAAUUCCAACCACAAUCAGCUUAAAGCGUUUGAGAUUCCUAUUCUUAACUGGCAACUCUCUGAGUGGAAGUGUACCAGACUCAAUCUUCAUAGAUGGAAGCAAUGUUGAUCUUUCGUACAAUAACUUCACAUGGCAAGGCCCUGAGGAACCUGCUUGUCAGGAGAACAAGAAUCUAAACCUGAACUUGUUUCGAAGCUCUUCAUCAGAGACCAACUUAGGGAGAGGUCUUCCGUGCUUGAAGAAUUUGAUUUGUCCUCGUUAUUCAACUUGUUUGCAUGUAAAUUGUGGUGGGAAUGAUAUUACCGUCAAAGAAAGUAAAGAAAGCAUUUUGUAUCUAGGAGAUGGAGGAGUUGAAGGUGGCACUGCAGAGUAUUUCUUCAAUGACGAUCAUUAUUGGGGAUUUAGUAGCACCGGAGACUUCUUGGAUGACAACGAUUUCCAAAAUACACGAUACUCUUUAUCUCUGGCAUCUUCGAAUCACUCUGAAUUAUAUACAACGGCACGCAUAGCUCCAAUUUCAAUCACUUAUUUUCAUUACUGCUUAGAAAAUGGUGACUAUACUCUAAGUCUGCACUUCGCGGAGAUACAGUUUACAAAUAACCAAACAUUCACAACUCUUGGGAGGCGCAUAUUUGAUAUCUAUAUUCAGGAUAAACUAUGGUGGAAGGACUUCAAUAUUGAAGAUCAGGCCAAGUUGGCUCAAACUCCAGUACUAAAACAACAUAAUAUCAGUGUGACAAAUAAUGUCUUAGAGAUCCGAUUUUAUUUUGCGGGUAAAGGGACAACCAGGAUUCCUGACAGUGGAGUUUAUGGUCCCCUUGUCUCUGCUAUUUCAGUGAAGUCUGAUUCCAAACCUUGCUCAAGUGGUAAAAAUAAGGGAACUACUCAAAUUGUCAUUGGGGUUGUAAUAGGAGCACUAUGCCUAGUAUUUCUUGUUUUAGGAAUCCUAUGGUGGAGAGGCAACUUACCAGGAAAACUGGGCAGAAAGAAAGAUGGAAAAGAAUCUGAUACCCAGAUGGGGAAUUUCACCUUAAAACAACUACAAGCUGCCACAAACGACUUUGAUUACGAUAACAAAAUUGGAGAAGGUGGUUUUGGUCCUGUGUACAAGGGUCAAUUGCCUGAUGGUACGGUGAUAGCAGUGAAGCAGCUUUCCUCUAAAUCAAGGCAAGGAAAUCGUGAAUUUUUAAAUGAGAUGGGCAUGAUAUCUUGUUUACAACACCCGAAUCUUGUGAAACUUCAUGGAUGCUGUAUCGAAGGAGGUCAGUUAUUGCUGGUCUAUGAGUACUUGGAGAACAAUAACCUUGCUCGAGCUUUGUUUGGUCGAGUCACUCAGAUCAAAAUGGACUGGCCAACAAGGCGUAAGAUUUGUAUUGGGAUAGCAAGAGGACUUGCUUUUCUUCAUGAAGAAUCUGUACUAAAAAUUGUUCACCGGGACAUCAAAGCAACUAAUGUGCUGCUUGAUGUGGACUUAAACCCUAAAAUAUCUGACUUUGGACUAGCAAAGCUCGAUGAAGAGGAGAAGACGCACAUAAGCACCCGAGUUGCUGGGACCAUAGGGUACAUGGCACCGGAAUAUGCACUAUGGGGUCACCUGACCUACAAAGCAGAUGUUUACAGUUUUGGAGUAGUGGCUUUGGAACUUAUUAGUGGGAAGAACAACAAUGCUUAUAUGCAAAGUGAUGAUUGCGUUUGUCUUUUAGAUUGGGGUUGUCAUGUGCAACAAUCUGGAAAUUUGUUGGAGCUAGUCGAUGAGAAGUUAGGGUCCGAGUUUGACAAAAAGGAAGCAGAGAUCAUGAUCAAAGUAGCUCUGAUAUGCACAAACGCCUCUGCUUCACUUCGGCCUAGCAUGUCUGAGGUGGUCAAAAUGCUUGAAGGACAAAUAGCCGUUCCGGACGUGAUCCCAGAACCGAGUAGCUACAAGGAGGAUUUGAGGUUUAAGGCCAUGAGAGACCUCCAUCGGCAGAGGGAAACUGACAGUUCAACUAUGACCCAAACACAAAUGACCGUCCAAACACAAAUGACCGUCCAAACAUUCUGCUCAACCUCUACCACAUCUGGCAUUGACUCCUGUGAAAUCAACCCAGAAUCCGUACCCCCUUCCGAGAAGUGAGAAUUCUAUAGUAAAUGUACCUGCAGAGUAGCAGUUCCAUUUCCAUACUAAUUUCUUUCUGUAUAUAUGUUCCCUUUUGGUUCUGUUAUUUGGUUAUUCUUUUAGGGAUUAGAGAAUACCUAUUACCUUCUCUCCUUCGAUUUGGUUCGAUGUAUACAGAUUGAUGGUUCUAUAAAGUUGACAUUGCUAUUUGAUAAACAGGGGUUGUUGAUCUAUUGAUAGCCCUGAUGUUUGACUCCAUAGCAAACGAUACCUAGCUAUAGUGAAG
Molecule: messenger RNA, 3468 nt
Organism: Rosa rugosa (rugosa rose)
Lineage: Eukaryota; Viridiplantae; Streptophyta; Magnoliopsida; Rosales; Rosaceae
Product: probable LRR receptor-like serine/threonine-protein kinase RFK1
Exons: 24
Coding region: 141-3200 (1019 amino acids)
Biological process (GO): protein phosphorylation
Molecular function (GO): protein binding; ATP binding; protein kinase activity
Source: RefSeq, a predicted model, not a curated record